CGCCGGUUGCCCGCCGGCCCCGGCCCCUUCCCCUCCCCGCAGGGCGGGCUCGGUCCCCGCCGCAGCCUCCCCCCGCCUUCGCCGGUAGGCGGCACCGCCACCCGCCUUCCUCCUCCUCCUCCUCACCUUCGCCGGGUGACCCAGAUCGCGGCGGCCGCACCGCCCGCCGGCGAGGGACGGCCCGGGACGAGGGGAUGUAGCGGCGCGGAGCGCACUGAUAUCACCUGCAAGGAAGAGUUCAUCAGUGAUCAAUAGAUUACAGCUCCAGCAACACAAACAAAACCGUCACCAUGAAACACUUCUUGAGGAUGUUUGUCCAGGUAUGCCUCUACUUCUACUGUAAAUGCUUGUGGCGCUGCCUGAAAUUUGUGGUCAGGAAGCUAACAGGUCGAUGUGAAUUGCAAAGGAUCUGUUACAAUACCAAACCUGGAGCUGCCAGAACUAUGAAAAUAGAGGCAUCACUGAAAGGUUCAAAAAGUAAGCGGCUGCAAACUUCAGUAAGCGUUCACCCUGAUGCUAUUGAAAAAACAAUAGAUGACAUCAUGGAGCUGAAAAGGAUCAAUCCAGAUAUAAAUCCACAGUUGGGAGUAUCUCUCCAGGCAUGCCUGCUGCAGAUUGUGGGGUACAGAAAUCUGAUUGCAGAGGUUGAAAAGCUGCGCAGAGAGCCAUAUGAUUCGGAGAAUCCACAACAUGAAGAAAUGCUUCUGAAGUUGUGGAAAUGCCUGAAGCCCAAUUCACCAUUGAAAGCUCGGAUUUCGAAGCAGUGGUGUGAAAUUGGUUUCCAAGGUGACGAUCCUAAAACAGACUUUAGAGGGAUGGGUCUCCUGGGCUUAUAUAACUUGGUGUAUUUUGCCGAAUGGGACACUGAGAUAGCUCAGCAGGUUCUUUCUGAUUCUCUUCACCCUAAAUACAGGGAAGUCACUAAGAAGGAACUAAGCCAGUUGAGCAAAGCCGAAUGGGAGAAGAAAAAGUUUGAUAAGGCAAUUGGCUAUUCUUUUGCUAUCGUGGGCAUUAACAUCACAGACCUCGCAUACAACUUGCUUGUGAGUGGAGCUCUGAAGACCCAUUUCUACAACGUUGCUCCAGAAGCUCCAACACUAACUCACUUUCAGCAGACCUUCUGCUACUUGAUGCAUGAAUUCCACAAAUUCUGGAUUGAAGAGGACCCGCUGGACAUAAUGGAGUUCAACCGUGUCAGAGAGAAAUUUCACAAGCGAAUCUUGAAACAGCUCCAGAACCCGGAGAUGGCUCUGUGCCCUCAUUUUGCUGCAUCAGAAAGUUUAAUCAAUAUGUAGUUACUCACUGACUUUCAUUUGGAAACACUCUCACUCUUGUGUUAGAUCACUGUUUAGACCGUCACCGCAUCCUGAAUGACCAUGGCGAUUGUAUGCAUGUUUUUGAUGCAGUAUUCAUCUAUUUAUUUAUUAUUUUUUGUCACGUGUACUAGAUCCCCUUAUGCUUCUCUUGUUGGGGAUUUCUCAUUUUAAAUGGGUGCUCAUAUUGCGGCAUUAUGAAGUGUUACAUUCUGAAUUGAUGUCUGAGUAUCAGAGUUUUUCUAUUUUUUUAGACUUUCCUCAUAAAUUCAGCAUUGACAGUUGAAUUGUAUUUCUCUAGCUGUGUUUUUGUAUAUGUGGAAUAAAUAGCUGGAUCUUGUAUUGUGAAAGCUUUUUAACUUCUUGGUAUGUUUUAAGAUAACUACUGGCAUUUCAAGUGAAAUAUAUGUUUGGACCUCGUCUAGAAGAUAAUGUGUAUAAUUUAAUCUGAUGCAGGCAACCGCAUUGAAGUCCAAUUUUCUCCAUGCAGGCAUAUAUGCUUAAUGCAGAAUUAACGAGGCUUAUGAGAUACAAGUUUCAGUGAGAAGAGUUUAUGCAGAAUUACAAUCAGACUCUACAGCUGCAUGAGUACCAAAUGGUCUGGGUGAUGCUAGAGCAAACACUCACAACUACUGGAUGCUGGCAGGGGCCAAAAAUUGUAUCAUUGGGCUGUUGUCACCAACACUGUCAUGCUAAAGCAUGGUCGAAAUUCCUGCACAUUCCUGUGAAUACACAGCGGUUAGAAUCUUGUGUCGCAUGUUGGAAGGCAACAUCAUUUGGUCACAUUGUGCUUGGUGAAUUCAGGGAGUAAAAAUUUUUUUUUUUUUUUUUUUUUUUUUUGAACUACUGAAAAUGGUUGUCGAUUCAGUUCCUAAGAACUGGGAGAAAUAAUUGGUUAGAAGGUUUAGAGCAAAACUUGAGUUUCCCAGACUACUUAUAAAAAAAAUUAAAAAAUGGCAAACUGCCUUUUUUUCUAAAGAAAUGAGUAAAAGUGUCUGACACUAAGAUUGUGUAGUAUAUUGAACAGCAUCUACCAUGGCAUUUCAUACCCAUGGUAUUUUUUACCUUCUAAGCAAUCAAUUUUAGUAUUAUAUGUUUGUGUAAAUCACUUGCAUAUGGAGAUUAAAUUGAGUAGUGUCCAACUACUUGUGAAUUAUAUGAAUAAAUUAUAUGUCAUUCUAAACUGAAGCACUGUGGGUUUUAUUUUUGAGAUAUGCAGUACUACAGAUGAAAACUAUUUUUCUUUAAUGGGUCAGGUAAAAGGGGACAUCCCAGCUUUGUUGUGGUAUUUCCCUAGUCUGAAGUGUGGUCUGCACUUCCUCAGAUCAUGUUCUUUAUGCCAUUUCUGGUUACAGCUCGGGCCAUCAUUUAAUAAGUAAAAAACAAUGCAAUGGGAGUGGUUGCCUUUCUUGGGAAACUUCUUUUUGGAUUUAAGCCCUCUGCUUUCUUUGAUCAAGUGUGAGAUGGGGAUCAGGAUUUCUCUGCAGGGCUGGAAAUUUGCACUUGUUGCUGAGUUAAUCAGCGAAACUCUAUGGGUGUUGUGAUGAUUAGUCUCUAAUGAAUUUGGAAAUAUAGAACUGAAAAUAUUAACUAUUGCAUAUUUUGCAUGAAAAUACAAGGAAUAAAAACUGUGCAUGAUUAACUCACUAUCA
Molecule: messenger RNA, 2965 nt
Organism: Calidris pugnax (ruff)
Lineage: Eukaryota; Metazoa; Chordata; Aves; Charadriiformes; Scolopacidae
Gene: ELMOD1
Product: ELMO/CED-12 domain containing 1
Exons: 13
Coding region: 291-1295 (334 amino acids)
Molecular function (GO): GTPase activator activity
Source: RefSeq, a predicted model, not a curated record